AUGAAACAUCUAGCUCCUAAAAAGAGCAAAAAUGUUGCGUUCAAGGUUGUGAAUGAAGAAGAUGAAGGGCAUUCAAAUGAAGAUUAUAGUGAUGAGGAAUUAACGAUUCUCACAAGACGAUUCAUGAACUUUCUUAAGAAUCAGGAUAUAAGGAGUCGAGAUUCAAAAGGCUAUGGACACAUAUCUUCAGAAUGUGCCAACACCUUAAAGAAACAAAAGGAUGGCAAGAAUAAGGCAAUGCAUACUACUUGGAGUGAUAGUGAAUCGGAAUGUGAGAAUGAUGAAAAGGCGGUUGCACUCAUAACCACAAUUAGCUUGGAUGAAUCACAUGAGGAUGAUGAUUGUAAAGAUAUAAAUAUUGAGUUUAUCAUGAACAAAUAUGAUGAUUUGUUGGCUGCCUCUCAGAAGCAAAGUAAACAAAAUAGUGAACUUGUCAAAGAAGUUGCUGUGCUGAAGCUGGAAAAUUGCAGGAUUGCAAACGAGUUUCAAUCCCCUGACACAGAUUCCAAAAAGAUGAUUAGCAUGGGAAGAAGAGAUGGUGACAAACGAGGCUUGGGAUUUGAACCAAGUAAUAAGUCUUCCGCUGUGUCUAAAACAAAGUUUGUCAAAUCCUCUUCAUCUAUUGAACUUUCUGCCGCUCAUGAAGUUAAGAAAUUCAUUCCAAUUUGUCACUUUUGUGGAACUCGUGGGCACAUAAGACCAAGAUGCAAUAAGCUUCGAAACGAAUUUGUUAGUUAA
Molecule: messenger RNA, 738 nt
Organism: Prunus armeniaca (apricot)
Lineage: Eukaryota; Viridiplantae; Streptophyta; Magnoliopsida; Rosales; Rosaceae
Source: the annotation of a GenBank genome assembly